Molecule: messenger RNA, 2330 nt
Organism: Aphidius gifuensis
Lineage: Eukaryota; Metazoa; Arthropoda; Insecta; Hymenoptera; Braconidae
Product: protein gooseberry-like
Exons: 6
Coding region: 346-1575 (409 amino acids)
Biological process (GO): regulation of transcription by RNA polymerase II; anatomical structure development
Molecular function (GO): DNA-binding transcription factor activity, RNA polymerase II-specific; RNA polymerase II cis-regulatory region sequence-specific DNA binding
Source: RefSeq, a predicted model, not a curated record
GUAGGACUCGAGACACCGACGACUCAACAGGUCCUUGUUUGACAUCGCAAAAGAAUAAAAAAAAAUAGAUAUAACGAAAAAAAAAAAAAAAAAACUCAUCUCAAUUAAACUUUUGUCUAUUUAUAUUUAAAAAAUAUCAACAGACAUUAUAGUUAAUUUCAUUCAAAGUAAUUAAUUAUUUCAGUGAAUAAAAAAUUAAACAAAUAGUGUUAUUUAUUUUUUUUAAAUCAAUAAUUUAUAUAGAGUGAAUUUAUAUACUUAAAAAAAAAUCGUGAAUAUUUAAUAAAUCGCAUAAUAGAUCUAAAUAAAAAAUUUAUAAAAAUUAAAUAAGUGUUUUGUAAAUUGAUGGCUGUCAGCACUCUCAAUAUGUCACCAUAUUUCUCUGGAUAUCCUUUUCAAGGACAAGGACGUGUUAAUCAAUUGGGUGGUGUAUUUAUAAAUGGACGUCCAUUACCACAUCAUAUACGUGUUAAAAUUGUACAAAUGGCACAUGAAGGUGUUAGACCAUGUAUGAUAUCACGACAACUUCGUGUAUCACAUGGUUGUGUAUCAAAAAUAUUAAAUAGAUAUCAAGAAACUGGUUCAGUUAAACCAGGUAUGAUUGGUGGUAGUAAACCUCGUGUUGCAACACCAGAAGUUGAAACAAGAAUUGAAGAACUUAAACGUGAUAAUCCAGGAAUAUUUAAUUGGGAAAUACGUGAAAAAUUAAUUAAGCAAGAUGGUGUUUGUGAUAAAACAGGAGCUCCAUCAAAUUCAAGUAUUUCACGGCUUUUACGUGGUACUAAUGGAGCAACAAGACCCGGUGAUGAUCCACGACGUAAUCAUUCAAUCGAUGGUAUUCUUGGUGGUAGUGGAGGAGAAGAUUCUGAUACUGAAAGUGAACCUGGACUUUUAUUAAAAAGAAAACAAAGAAGAAGUAGAACAACAUUUACUGGUGAACAACUUGAACAAUUAGAAGCAGCAUUUCAUAGAACUCAGUAUCCUGAUGUUUAUACAAGAGAAGAACUUGCACAAAAAACAAAAUUAACUGAAGCUAGAGUUCAAGUAUGGUUUAGUAAUAGACGUGCACGUCUUCGUAAACAACUUAAUAGCCAACAAUUGAAUGCAUUUAAUACAAUGGGAUUACAAUCAUUUCAAUCACAACAUUAUCCACCAAGUAAUCCAGACAACUAUCAAAGUUAUACUCAAACAGCACCACCAACAUCAAAUGCUUAUCCACAACACUAUAAUUACAGUGACAAUUAUUAUGCUCAACAGCAAUGGCCACGUACGACAACCGAAAAUUAUGGACUUUUUAAUAGUUCAUCACACUAUGGCGGUACAAAUUUACCAUCAAAUUUAUCACCAACAAAUUUAAAUAUUGGUGGUCUGAGUGGUAGCAUCAGUCCAACUGGUUCAAAUAUGAGUGCAUGCAUGGUACAAACAUCACCAAGUGUAACAAGUACAAUGACAUCUCAUCCUCAUCAUUCUCAUCAUCAUCAUCAUCAUGUUACACCACACAGUCCAACUGAAGCUAAAAGUGGAUAUCCAUAUUUUGGAAGUAUUGCAAGUCAAGUUUGCGGAACAGUACAUUAAUAAUUAAAUUAAAUUUUUUUUCUUUCUAUUUAUUAAUUUAAUUAAUAAAUAUUUAAAAAAACCCCCCCAACAUCUAAAUUAUUAUGAGAUAAUAAUUUAAAAUUUAAAAUUUUUGUGAUGAAUUAUUAAGGUGCUUAUUUAUAAUUUAAUAUUCACAUAUGACAAUUUUAUUUUUAUUUUUUUUUUCACUUGAUUUAAUUCCAGUGAAUAAUAUUAUUAUUAUUUUUUUUUUUUAUACUUAAUACUUUAAGUGAUAAACAUUUUAGAAAAUAUAUUUAAAAUGUUAACUUGUGCCUUAAUUUGCCGUAUAUACAUAGCUAUUAAAAAAAAAAAAAAAAAAAAAUUCAAUUAUAAAUUAUCGCUGGAGUUUUAUGCCUUAUUACAUCUCCGUAUUUCCGUAAGCAAUCUACCAAGAAUUUAUUAUUAUUAUUAUAAGACUUAUUGUAUAUAAAUAAAUAUAUAGAUACCAUGAUUAUUAUUAUUUUUCUUCUUCAAAAGGACUGGUGUCAUUGGAACACAUGAAAUUUUAUAAUUGUGAUGUUAAUAAUUGGCUUAAUGAUUAUUGUAAAUAUAUUUAUUUAAGAAUUUAUUUUUUUUUUCUCAAACAAAACUUUUAUAAAAAAAAAAAAAAAAGCUUUAUUUUGGUAUUUUAAAAAUUAUUUAAGUGUCUUGUAUCUAUAUGUAUAUUUAAUUUUCUUUUUUUAAUUAUUAAUAAAGCUAUUAAUUGAUAAAUAAAUAAAUUAAUUAAAUAAUAA